AUGAGCAAACAAGAGCGGCUCAAACAACACGAGAGCGGCUCAAACAACACAAGAGCGGCUCAAACAACACAAGAGCGGCUCAAACAACACAAGAGCGGCUCAAACAACACAAGAGCGGCUCAAACAACACAAAACGGCUCAAACAACACAAGAGGCAGCUCCAAACAACACAAACGCUCAAACAACACAAGAGCGGCUCAAACAACACAAGAGCGGCUCAAACAACACAAGAGCGGCUCAAACAACACAAACGCUCAAACAACACAAGAGCGGCUCAAACAACACAAAAACGCUCAAACAACACAAGAGCGGCUCAAACAACAUAAGAGCGGCUCAAACAACACAAGAGCGGCUCCAAACAACAAAGAGAUGCUCAAACAACACAACAGCGGCUCAAACAACACGAGCGGCUCAAACAACACAAGAGGGCUCAAACAACACAGAGCGGUUCAAACAACACAAGAGCGGCUCAAACAACACAAGAGCGGCUCAAACAACACAACAGCGACUCAAACAACACAAGAGUGGCUCCAAACAACACAAGAGGCUCAAACAACACAAGAGCGGCUCAAACAACACAAGAGCGGCUCAAACAACACAAGAGCAGCUCAAACAACAAACAACGACUCAAACAACACAAGAUUCACUAAACAACACAAAGACAAACAACACAAGGCAGCUCAAACAACACAAGAGCGGCUCAAACAACACAACAGCGGCUCAAACAACACAACAGCGACUCAAACAACACAAGGUGAAACCAAACAACACAAGAGAGGCUCAAACAACACAGGCGACUCAAACAACACAAGAGUGGCUCCAACACAAGUGGCUCAAACAACACAAGGCGGCUCAAACAACACAAGGCAACAGGCUCAAACAACACAAGAGGCAAACAAAAAACACAAGUGGCUCCAAACAAAAGUGGCUCAAACAACACAAGAGUGGACCAAACAACACAAGAGCGCUCAAACAACACAAGAGCGACUCAAACAACACAAGAGCGGCUCAAACAACAAACAAAAGUGGCUCAAACAACAAGAACGGCUCAAACAACACAAGAGUGGCUCAAACAACACAAAGUGGCUCAAACAACACAAGAGUGGCUCAAACAACACAAGAGCGGCUCAAACAACACAGAGCGGCUCAAACAACACAAGGGCGGCUCAAACAACACAGAACGGCUCAAACAACACAAAGGGCUCAAACAACACAAGAGGGCUCAAACAACACAAGGCGGCUCAAACAACACAAGAGUGGCUCAAACAACACAAGAGCGGCUCAAACAACACAAGAGUGGCUCAAACAACACAAGAGCGCUCAAACAACACAAGUGGCUCAAACAACACAAGAGCGGCUCAAACAACACAAGAGUGGCUCAAACAACACAAGACUGGCUCAAACAACACAGAGUGGCUCAAACAACACAAGGUGGCUCAAACAACACAAGAGUGGCUCAAACAACACAAGAGCGGCUCAAACAACACAAAACGGCUCAAACAACACAAGGGCGCUCAAACAACACAAGAGCGGCUCAAACAACACAAGAGCGGCUCAAACAACACAAGAUGCUCAAACAACACAAAGCGGCUCAAACAACACAACAGCGACUCAAACAACACAAGAGUGGCUCAAACAACACAAGAGCUCAAACAACACAAACAACACAAGAGCGGCUCAAACAACACAAGAGCGGCUCAAACAACACAACAGCGACUCAAACAACACAAGCCAACAAGAGCUCAAACAACAACGACUCAAACAACACAAGAGCGGCUCAAACAACACAAAGAGAGGCUCAACAACACAAGACGGCUCAAACAACACAAGAGCGGCUCAAACAACACAAGUGGCUCAAACAACACAAGAGUGGCUCAACAACACAAGAGCGGCUCAAACAACACAAGAGUGGCUCAAACAACACAAGAGCUACAUAAACAACACAAAUCGGGUCAAACAACACACAUCAACUCUUAA
Molecule: messenger RNA, 1977 nt
Organism: Homarus americanus (American lobster)
Lineage: Eukaryota; Metazoa; Arthropoda; Malacostraca; Decapoda; Nephropidae
Exons: 1
Coding region: 1-1977 (658 amino acids)
Source: RefSeq, a predicted model, not a curated record